Messenger RNA from Rangifer tarandus platyrhynchus (Svalbard reindeer), 1279 nucleotides. Lineage: Eukaryota; Metazoa; Chordata; Mammalia; Artiodactyla; Cervidae. The record is from the annotation of a GenBank genome assembly.
AUGGAAGAAUCUAGAAUUUGCCGAGUAGGAGUAAAACCAGAUAUGUUGCAUCACUGUCAAUCAAAUGAUAUUCCUCAGUGUAAUGACUCAAAUUAUGGUAGCACAUCUAACAAGCAUUCAGUGGAAGAGGAUGAAAGCAGUAACAUUACAGCAAAGAGCAGGGAUUUACUGAGCCCAGUGUACUGCACACAAGAGUCAAGAGAGGAACCUCCAGGGCCAGGAGCUGGAGCAGAUCCCUCUGGUGGUCAACAAGAUUCAGAGUGCCGCAGAAACAAAGAAAAAAACUUAGGGAAAGAAGUAUUAUUAUUGAUGCAAGCCUUAAACACUCUUUCAACUCCAGAGGAGAAGCUGGCAGCUCUGUGUAAGAAAUACGCUGAUCUUCUGGAAGAAAGCAGGAAUGUUCAGAAGCAAAUGAAGAUUUUGCAGAAGAAGCAAGCCCAGAUUGUGAAAGAGAAAGUCCAUUUGCAGCGUGAGCACAGCAAGGCUAUCUUGGCAAGAAGCAAACUUGAAUCUCUUUGCAGGGAACUCCAGCGUCACAGUAAGACAUUAAAGGAAGAAAAUAUGCAGCAUGCAAGAGAAGAAGAAGAAAGACGUAAAGAAGCAACUGCACAUUUCGAGUUUACUUUGAAUGAAAUCCAGGCACAACUAAAACAACAUGACAUACACAGUGUAAAACUCCGCCAGGAAAACACUGAACUGGGAGAGAAACUUAAGAAGCUUAUUGAACAGUAUGCACUGAGGGAAGAGCAUGUUGGUAAAGUGUUCAAACACAAAGAAUUGCAACAGCACCUUGUGGAUGCCAAACUUCAGCAAACAACACAACUUAUAAAGGAAGCUGAUGAAAAACAUCAAAGAGAAAGAGAGUUUUUGUUAAAAGAAGCCACAGAAUCAAGGCACAAAUACGAAGAAAUGAAUCAGCAAGAAGUACAAUUAAAACAACAGCUUUCUCUUUAUAUGGAUAAGUUUGAAGAAUUUCAGACUACCAUGGAAAAAAGCAAUGAACUGUUUACAACCUUCAGGCAAGAAAUGGAAAAGAUGACAAAGAAAAUGAAAAAACUCGAAAAAGAAGUGAUAAUGUGGCGUACCAAAUGGGAAAAUAAUAAUAAAAUACUUCUGGAAAUGGCUGAAGAGAAAACUGUCUGUGAUAAAAAGUACAAGCUAUUUCAGAUAAAGCUGGAACGGCUAGAGAAGCUGUACAGAGCUCUUCAGAUGGAAAGAAAUGAGCUCAGUGAAAAGGUGCAAGUCCUUAGAGAGCAGCUCUCUAAUGAGACCCCAAAUA